GGAAGGGGGGAACCUGUGCUUCUUCGUGAAGAUGAUGUGGAUGAGGUGCUGAAGCGACCUCGGAAGAAAUACAUCACAGUCCUUGAAGCGGGUCAGGUAAUGGGCAGGACUGGAGCUCAGGGCAAGCUUCGGAGCAUCUGUGUUCGAGACCUCGAUGGAAACCUGAUCGAGUAA
Messenger RNA from Capronia coronata CBS 617.96, 174 nucleotides. RefSeq lists its product as uncharacterized. The annotation marks the transcript as partial. Lineage: Eukaryota; Fungi; Ascomycota; Eurotiomycetes; Chaetothyriales; Herpotrichiellaceae. The transcript has a single exon. The record is from RefSeq and is a predicted model, not a curated record.